CUCGGCCUGUUUCCAGUAAGACAGGCAUCGACUCAGACCAAGCAGACAAUGCCUUUACGUACAUGUGGCCCGUGAUGGCACGUCAUCAUGGAUGGGUCAUGGGUGAAGAAAACUGUCCUGUGCUUUUGGCUGGUAUUUUACACUCAGGCAUUACGUGUUGGACUUUUACCGGUCGUUUUAGAGUCGAUGCGACCACUACCUGCUUGGAGAGCUUACGGGUGUCUUUCCUUUUGGGUGAUUGGCACCAUUGCCAACGCAACUUUGUUCAGUUUGACAUUUGUGAGCUCACCCGAUUAUAUCCUUCUCAUGGGAAUUUACAUGACUACUCUCCUUCUGUUCGCUCUCGCCUCAUGGAGAACUGUUUACGAUCGCUGGAAAAUGUGCGAGACAACACGAGCUUUGGUAAGAUACUGUAAACGGCAUUCUCUCUCGCCUUCAUCCUGGCGUUUGCUACUAGUAGCUGCAGUGCUGACGGCUGCUUUUGGCGUAGUCCAUUUGGCAUGGGCUAUUGACACGUUUACCGACUCCCAUUUCGCCUUGUGGAAC
Frankliniella occidentalis (western flower thrips) is the source of this 546-nucleotide messenger RNA. RefSeq lists its product as uncharacterized. The record is from RefSeq and is a predicted model, not a curated record. NCBI's taxonomy places the organism in Eukaryota, Metazoa, Arthropoda, Insecta, Thysanoptera, Thripidae. The transcript has 4 exons. Bases 63 to 416 code for a protein of 117 amino acids.